Molecule: messenger RNA, 2457 nt
Organism: Penicillium concentricum
Lineage: Eukaryota; Fungi; Ascomycota; Eurotiomycetes; Eurotiales; Aspergillaceae
Product: zinc finger MYND domain-containing protein
Exons: 3
Coding region: 1-2457 (818 amino acids)
Source: RefSeq, a predicted model, not a curated record
AUGUGGCGCUUCCAUGGAGAAAAGCGAGAAGGAGAUGUGCUCCGUCGCUUUCAAAAGGAGGUCGAUGAUGGAAUGAAACUUUCUCGGCAGCUUCAAGAGGCGAUUGUUGGUGACAAGCUGGAUGUUGUAACGGGGAUCCGAGCUACAGCGCCGGUGGGCAUGGAAGCUACCCUUGAUAUCGCUGAACUGUUCAAGACCUAUUGGGCUUUCGGUACCACCGACAUUGAUGAAACAUCUCGGUCCCUUGCUGUCCAUUCUAACCCCAUGUUUGCGCACAAGGAUGGCAACAUGGUUCUGCAUUAUGGCACUGACCCAGUGCUUGGGUUCCACAUCAGCGCUUGCUAUGUACCAAUCGACCUGAAGCCACCUCAACGGGGUUAUUCUUCCGAGAAGCCUGGGCUGUAUGAAAUUAUCAACACUGCAAGGACGGAGUUCAACAACUGGAGGAAGGGAUGCGGUGGCUUUUUCAUAUGUUACAACCGGGCGAGUUUUGUCGCCUUUCUUUGCCUCGUCAAAACACGGACGGACACGGACUGGAAUAAGACAAUGGAGAAAUUGCUUGAUCUCAUAGACCAAGGUACCAGUCUCGCAUUUUCCAAUAUCUACAUGCAAGAGCUCAAUCUCUGGAUGCAUAUGAAAGGUGUUUAUUCUAUUGAUGUUUUGCAAGGUUCACCAAAGAUCCCAAUUGUCAACCCCCAAUUUGAGACCCUGCAGGGCUGGCAGAAAAUGCCAUGUACGGUCAGUAUAGCCCUUCGUGUUCCUCGAAGCAAACUAGAGCCCUUCAUCGCCGGAACCAUGAAGGUUGGCGGCUUUACACCUCCUCUCCACGCCAUUCUACAAUCUUCUCCUAGAGCAGCCAACCAGUGGCAGCACAUGUUCGCAGCAACACAGAUUGGAUUUGGUAUCCUUAAAACAAAAGGAUCCAGAUACAGCGACUCCUUUGAAGUGGAAAUUGAUGAAGACCCAUUAGGAUGGAAGGGAAACUCACCAAUGCUUCUUUCUUUCUAUGUGCCAAGCUGGAUUCUACUUCAGGAACCACGUACGGCCACUGUCUCGUUGGCCAUCCCGCUCUCCACUACAACGCUGAAAGAGGUUGAUUAUGUCUACAUUACCAAGAACCAGCCAUAUCAGACAGAUUUUAUGCCCAUCAAUGGCUUCAAUCCAGAGGACGUCAAGAACCAAGUUGAUCAAGCUGGAAGCUCAGAAACAGUCAUAACCGCUACCGUCAAUGAGCAAACAGGGCAAAUGUCAUCAUUCACGGGCCGAAUUCAAAUACUAUCUGAACAAUCAAAAGCUCUUCUUAGGGAUGGCAGCGCGGUCAAAAGAUCUUCACGAUCACCGUUCAACCAUGCUCUGUCUCUUGAAAAGGGGCCAACCUUCAAUGCAAACUUUCCUGCUGCUGUUUUGGACUCUACCGUGAAAGUGAGAAUUGCUCGCAAGUCAUCAUACCUUGAGCUUAUCGCAGACAUUGCUAAGUCCACCCACUGGUCAACCCUGAAGUCCUUCAUGUAUCCGGUGUUCUUGGAUUCCGGAUCACCCGCUCUAUGGAAUGUGCCGUACCUCAAUUUCUCAUCACUCCCCGCUAUAGACUUUGGCGAUUCUUCCUCUAAUCGUCUGAAAUGGCUAAAAACACAUAUCCCAACGAUGUGGUCGGCACAAGAGGGUGCCCUAAAGUUCAACCCUUCCUUGCCGGCUUCACCGAGUGUUCGGGCCAGAGUGGACUUCAAAGACGGUCUAUUUCACAUUUUCCUAGGCUUUAGUGGAACAAUGUCUCCUCGGGCCUCCGUCUACGCUAUCGACUGCCCCGAAGAAAAGGGCGUCCACAUUUUGAUUUUCGUAUCCAGGAUAUUACUCGACGUCUCGAAUCGUACAGUUGUUCUUGACGCUGCUGUUCUCCCUCUUUACAGUGAUCUCAUGGUAAAAAUCACCCCUGCUCUAGACGCGAUGAUGAACAGCAGCCAUGAUCCCAAAUCCAUCCUCACCUCCAAAGAGGCGCUUUAUCUAUGGAAGGAAGCUCUCCCUGCCUGGACCGAGCGAUGCCGAUCGUGGGCCCACAAGCCCAGUUGCGAGUACAUUACCACUCCGAAGAUUCCACUCUCGAUCAAAUUCGGGAAAAGAGUUCUGUGCUCGUGCGGAGAUGGCACAGUACCAAUUGAUUUCAUGCCUAAGUUUCCGGGGUGGAAAGAGCUUGCCAAGCACUCUGUGCGGGUGGCCAUUUCACCAGCUUUUGCGUCAGCGCUUGUGGACAAGCUCAUUGAUUUCUCGGUGUCUCCAUUGGCUAGCGAGGCAAGUGGUGAAGAUUUGAACGGCUGCCAGGUUUGUGAUAAGGACAAGCGAGCUGAUGGUUCGGAUUUGAUGACAUGCUCGCGCUGUCAUAAAGCAAAAUACUGCUCGAAAGACUGUCAGAAGGUCGGAUGGAAGAAACAUAAGAUGGUCUGCAAAGCGGAUGGAAACUGA